AUGAUCAUCACAAGAAAACAAGUUGAAACAGAAUAUAUUAUGUCAACAUUAGCAGAUGAAUUCUUAAAUGAUUUAAAUGAUAUAGGAGAUGAAAAUUAUAAUAAUGAAUAUGACGAUGAUGACGAUAGAGACGACAACGAAGAAGAUAAUGACAGAGACGAAGAAGAAUCAUCGUCAUUAACUAAAGAUCAGCAACAACAACAACAAACAAAAAAUCAAGAAGAAGAAGAUGCUGAUGAUGUAGGUGAAAAAGAUGAUCUUAUGCUUACAGAUGAUAUAUUGGAAAAGAAACAAAAUCAAUUAAUAUCCUCUAUUAAAGAUGCUCCUAUAGAGUCUAUUGCAACUUUAAAAAAUUCAACUAGAUUAAGUAAUAUUUUAAAAAAAGUAGAACAUCAACUUUGUCAAGCAUUACCAGAAAAGGGAAAAAAGACAGUUCAAGGUGUGAUUGAACAUCAAUUGAUUGUUGAUUGUAACAAGAUUAUUCAAGAUAUUCAACAUGAAAUCUAUCUCAUUCACAAAUAUGUUAAAGAAAAAUAUAGUACCAAAUUUCCUUCACUAAGUAAUACAAUUCAAAAUCCAUUAGAUUAUAUUCUUGUUGUAAAAAGAAUUGGAAAUCAAGAUGAUUUAAUAAAUAUAAAUUUAUCAGAUUUAUUACCAAAAGCAACUAUAAUGGUAGUAAUAAUGUCAAGUGGUACAGAUAAAAGUUUAUCAGAUGGAGAAUUGGAAAGAAUUAAUUCGGCGUGUGAUAUGGCAAUUGAAUUGGACAAGACAAAGAAAGUUAUUUUGGGUUAUCUCGAGAGUAGAAUGGCAUUUAUUGCUCCGAAUCUUUCGGUGUUGUUGGGUGGUAGUAUUGCAGCUCGUCUUAUUGGUAUUGCUGGUAGUGUCUCUAAUCUUGCUGUCAUUCCAGCCGGUAAUCUACAAACAUUUGGUGCAGAUACCAAAGCAUUGGCUGGUUUCUCUGGUAUGGGUAACCGUAAAUUCCAAAUGGGUUUCAUCUCUCAAUGUGAUAUUGUUAAAUCGGCUCCUGUAUAUCUUCAAAAACAAGCUAUUCGUGCAAUAACUGGAAGAGUUUCAAUUGCUGCCAGAGUUGAUUCUUGUCAAGAAUCAAAUCAUUAUGGAGAAUUAGGACAACAAUAUAAAGAAGAAAUUGAAGCAAAGAUUGAAAAAUGGCAAGAACCACCACCAACCAAACAAAUUAAAGCACUUCCAGCACCAGCCGAACAUAAAAAGAACAAACGAGGUGGUAGAAAGGCAAGAGCCGUCAAGAAACGUUAUGGAAUGACCGAUAUGAGAAAAGCACAAAAUAGAAUGGCAUUUGGUGAAGAGGAAAAGACUAUUGGCGACAGUGGUAUUGGUUUGGGUAUGGUCGGUGAAGGUAGUGGUAAAUUGAGAAUGAUGGCACAGGAUCGUGGUAUUUUGAAAAGAAAGAAAAUUGAAGAUGGUCAUAAAUCAAGACCUGGUGCUGGUGGUGGUGCAGGUGCCAAAUCUGUUCGUCCCGGUGGUCUUACUACUGUUGGUGGUGCAGGUGGUGCUGUCACUUCGAUUGCUGGAUCAUUUACAAUGAGUGGUUUACAAUCUGUCAUGGUUACUCCUGCAACUGGAUUACAAGUUGCUAUUGGUAGUGGCGGCGGCAGUAGUGGUGAUGCAUCUGUUAAAAAUAAAUACUUUGGUGAUGGUAUAAAGAGAAAAAUUGAUCAACUCUAA
This is a messenger RNA of Cavenderia fasciculata, 1704 nucleotides long. RefSeq lists its product as uncharacterized. The transcript is spliced from 5 exons. Gene Ontology annotation, cellular component: precatalytic spliceosome; U4 snRNP; U4/U6 x U5 tri-snRNP complex. The record is from RefSeq and is a predicted model, not a curated record. The coding region runs from base 1 to 1704 and encodes 567 amino acids. Gene Ontology annotation, biological process: spliceosomal tri-snRNP complex assembly; mRNA splicing, via spliceosome. NCBI's taxonomy places the organism in Eukaryota, Evosea, Eumycetozoa, Acytosteliales, Cavenderiaceae.